GUUUCCCUCACAAAAUAAGUAAAGUGAAUCGCAGGAAGAUUUCUGCACAUUAUUUUAGUGAGAGAAACAUAUAGAUACAUUUACGUAUAGAGAGGAAAGUGAACGUUUUUUUGCUGUAUGUCACUGGAGUACUACCACAGUGGUUACCAGGAAUACGGCGCUUACAGUGAGCUUGAUAACCCUCUGCAAUGGCCUCAACUUCGGAAAAAGCGACGUCUCUUCUCCUCCGAGAGGUUACUUCCUCCUCUGCCGCCGAUGUCGUCCAGGAUUGGACCACUGAUCCUUCCGUCGGCGAUCAGAUUCGCCACCGUGGCACAGCUACUUCUGUCGGUGACUUAAUUCGUCCUGUCGUUGCUCAAUCCUCCGCUGCUACCGCUGCUGCUAAAGGAACUGGGCCAACGAGUAUGGUCAGGGCGCAGACUCGCCAUCCACUUGAUCCUCUAGCUGCUGCUGAAAUCUCCAUAGCCGUGGCAACUGUUAGGGCUGCUGGAGCAACUCCAGAGGUAAGAGAUAGCAUGCGGUUUAUAGAGGUGGUGCUGGUGGAACCAGCGAAAAGCGUGGUUGCAUUAGCCGAUGCGUAUUUCUUCCCACCUUUUCAACCAUCGUUGUUGCCAAGGACAAAAGGGGGACCCAUAAUUCCCACGAAACUUCCACCUCGACAAGCUAGACUUAUCGUUUACAACAAGAAAUCAAAUGAAACUAGCAUAUGGAUUGUUGAACUAUCAGAGGUUCAUGCUCUAACUCGAGGUGGCCACCAUAGAGGCAAAGUCAUUUCAUCUAAAGUAGUGCCUGAUGUACAACCUCCUAUGGAUGCUGUGGAAUAUGCUGAAUGUGAAGCCAUUGUAAAGGACUUCCCUCCAUUUCGGGAGGCCAUGAAGAGGAGGGGCAUUGAAGAUAUGGACCUUGUUAUGGUAGAUCCCUGGUGUGUUGGUUAUCACAGUGAAGCUGAUGCUCCUAAACGUAGACUAGCGAAACCACUUAUAUUCUGUCGGACAGAAAGCGACUGUCCCAUGGAAAAUGGUUAUGCUCGUCCUGUUGAAGGAAUCGAUGUGCUAGUUGAUAUGCAAAAUAUGGUGGUGAUAGAGUUUAAAGACCGCAAACUUGUUCCUCUACCACCAGCAGAUCCAUUGAGAAAUUACACGGCUGGUGAAACAAGGGGAGGUGUUGAUCGAAGUGAUGUGAAACCACUAAACAUUAUUCAGCCUGAUGGUCCUAGUUUUCGUGUUGAUGGCCAUUUUGUUCAGUGGCAGAAGUGGAAUUUUCGUAUUGGUUUCACUCCUAGGGAGGGUUUGGUCAUUUAUUCCGUUGCAUAUGUUGACGGUAGCCGAGGUCGGAGACCCGUGGCACACAGAUUAAGCUUUGUAGAAAUGGUGGUUCCUUACGGUGACCCCAAUGAUCCUCAUUACAGGAAGAAUGCAUUUGAUGCGGGGGAAGAUGGACUUGGUAAAAAUGCUCAUUCUCUUAAAAAGGGUUGUGAUUGUUUGGGCUAUGUCAAGUAUUUUGAUGCUCACUUAACAAAUUUCACUGGGGGUGUUGAGACGAUCGAAGAUUGUGUUUGCUUGCAUGAAGAGGAUCAUGGAAUCUUAUGGAAGCAUCAGGAUUGGAGAACAGGUUUAGCUGAAGUACGCCGGUCAAGAAGGCUAGUGGUUUCUUUUAUAUGUACCGUGGCCAACUACGAGUAUGGAUUCUAUUGGUAUUUUUAUCAGGAUGGAAAAAUAGAAGCGGAGGUGAAAUUAACUGGAAUUCUCAGCUUAGGAGCUCUACAACCUGGAGAAGCUAGAAAAUAUGGGACUAUGAUUGCUCCUGGACUCUAUGCUCCUGUUCAUCAACACUUCUUUGUUGCUCGCAUGGAUAUGUCCGUUGAUUGUAAGCCCGGUGAAUCCCACAAUCAGGUGGUUGAGUUGGAUGUUAAAGUUGAAGGACCAGGAGAUGCAAAUGUUCACAACAACGCGUUCUAUGCUGAAGAGAAACUGUUGAAAUCUGAAUUAGAAGCAAUGCGUGAUUGUAAUCCUUCGUCUGCCCGACAUUGGGUUAUCAGGAACACGCGAACUGUAAACCGAACAGGGCAGUUGACAGGCUACAAACUAGUACCUGGAUCAAAUUGUUUACCACUAGGUGGUGCAGAGGCCAAGUUUUUGAGAAGAGCUGCUUUCUUGAUGCACAAUCUGUGGGUCACGCCAUAUAAAUCAGACGAAAUGUUUCCUGGUGGGGAGUUCCCUAAUCAAAAUCCACGUGUUGGUGAGGGAUUGGCUACAUGGGUUAAGCAGAACCGGUCUCUAGAAGAAACUGACUUGGUUCUUUGGUAUGUAUUUGGAAUAACACACGUUCCUCGACUGGAAGAUUGGCCUGUUAUGCCAGUAGAACACAUUGGAUUUGUUCUUAUGCCACAUGGAUUCUUCAACUGCUCUCCAGCGGUGGAUGUUCCCCCGAGCUCGUUGGCUGAUUUGGAAUUGAAGGAAAACGGAAUGGUCGAAAAAGCAUGCCAUAAUGGUCUCGUUUCAAAGAUGUGAAAGAAGGAUCGUAACCACGUAAGUGUACUCUAGAAUUCAAUUCUUAUUUGUGAUCUCAAAUGCUAUGUUGAGAGCAUUCUUUACUUCAAUCCAUGAUCUGAAACUAGGUUACUAUGAUUCACAUCUUCCCACGGUUGUUUGUGGGAAGGUGUGGGCAUUUGCCUCUAUUUUAUUUUAAUUCUACCUGUUUAAUUUCGUAUAGAAGACUUGUUACAAUGGUAUCUGGGUUUUGGGUUACCGGUAAAUCUCAACCUCUCCGGAGAUAACGGGUUCAAGUCU
Molecule: messenger RNA, 2789 nt
Organism: Cynara cardunculus var. scolymus (artichoke)
Lineage: Eukaryota; Viridiplantae; Streptophyta; Magnoliopsida; Asterales; Asteraceae
Product: primary amine oxidase-like
Exons: 12
Coding region: 189-2510 (773 amino acids)
Biological process (GO): amine metabolic process
Molecular function (GO): primary methylamine oxidase activity; copper ion binding; quinone binding
Source: RefSeq, a predicted model, not a curated record